Messenger RNA from Quercus lobata, 1304 nucleotides. RefSeq names its product pentatricopeptide repeat-containing protein At1g06143-like. Gene Ontology annotation, molecular function: protein binding; RNA binding. The transcript has 2 exons. The coding region runs from base 1 to 1134 and encodes 377 amino acids. Lineage: Eukaryota; Viridiplantae; Streptophyta; Magnoliopsida; Fagales; Fagaceae. Gene Ontology annotation, biological process: RNA modification. The record is from RefSeq and is a predicted model, not a curated record.
AUGGCCCUAGACCUGUUGAUUAUUCCUCUAGUUGAGGAGAUGCCUGAGAGGAAUACUGCUACAUGGAACACUAUGAUUGAUGGAUAUGCAAGAAUGGGGAAUUUCGAUUCUGCAGAGUUGUUAUUCAAUCAGAUGUCUGUAAGGGAUAUAAUCUCAUGGACAACCAUGAUCACUUGCUAUUCUCAGCACCAGAAAUUUAGAGAAGCAUUACCUAUAUUUAAUGAAAUGACGAGUAAUGGGAUUCAUCCUGAGGAAGUGACCAUGGCAACUUUGAUAUCAGCUUGUGCCCAUCUUGGAGCCCUUGAUUUAGGAAAGGAAAUUCAUCUUUAUAUAUUGCAGAAUGGAUUUGAUGUUGAUGUUUAUAUUGGGUCUGCGCUUAUUGAUAUGUAUGCCAAGUGUGGGAGCUUAGAUAGGUCACUUUCAGUGUUCUUCAAGUUGCGGGAGAAAAACUUGUUUUGUUGGAAUUCAGUUAUAGACGGGCUUGCAGUUCAUGGGUAUGCAGAUGAAGCGCUAAAGAUGUUUAGGGGAAUGGAGAGGGAGAAGAUCAAACCUAAUGGAAUUACUUUUAUUAGUGUUCUAAGUGCCUGCACUCAUACAGGACUUGUUGAAGAAGGCCGAAGGAUGUUUUUGUGCAUGACAGAUGAUUACUCAAUCCUUCCUGAAGUUGGACACUAUGGAUGUAUGGUUGAUCUAUUGAGCAAAGCAGGCUUGCUUAAAGAUGCACUAGAGUUGAUAAGAAGCAUGAAAGUUGAACCAAACAACAUUAUAUGGGAGGCCUUGUUAGGUGGGUGCAAGCUCCACAAAAACUUGGAGAUUGCUCAAGUUGCUGUUAAGGAAUUGAUGGCUUUGGAGCCAAACAACAGUGGCCAUUACAAUCUUCUGGUUAACAUGUAUGCUGAAGUGAAUAGAUGGGGUGAGGUUGGAAAAAUCCGGGCAGCCAUGAAGAAUAUAGGAGUGGAAAUGAAAUGUCCUGGAUCCAGUUGGAUUGAAAUGGAAAGGAAGAUUCAUCAGUUUGCAGCAACUGAUAAAUCUCACCUAGCUUCUAGUGAAAUUUACCUAUUGCUGGCUGAAUUAGGUGGGCAACUGAAGCUAGCUGGCUAUGUACCUGAACUAAUUUGGAGGGAUUUAGCGUGAGCUGCUUACACCUUUUGGGGCAUAUGUAACAUAUUAUUCUUUGGGGUUCUUUACAUAGUCACCCCCGCUCAAUUUGUUGGUAAGAAUUGACCAUAAUCAUUCGAAAAUAUAAAAAGAAGCUGAAUGGUUUCUUUGCCAACAUAUAAACAAAAGCGAAGAGAAAAAGAUUA